Hyalella azteca is the source of this 2271-nucleotide messenger RNA. RefSeq lists its product as uncharacterized. The record is from RefSeq and is a predicted model, not a curated record. The coding region runs from base 121 to 1956 and encodes 611 amino acids. The transcript has 3 exons. Lineage: Eukaryota; Metazoa; Arthropoda; Malacostraca; Amphipoda; Hyalellidae.
AGCUCAUAGAUAAAAAUUUUACGCGAAAAAAUAACUUCUGUCGUUAUCAGCCCCUUUCCUGGUGUUCAGCAAUAAUUUUAAUUCUCUUUCUAUUCGUACGUAAUUUUUUAUUCGUAAACUAUGGAAACAUUGCCCUAUUUUCCCACAUCGCUUUCAUCAACGAUGACUGGCACCAGCCUUGUAAACAACACUAUCGACCUUCUGUCAAUGCUGCAUUCAAAUUCAAACUUCUCGCACGUCAAGUUUGUUCCUUUCGAAAGUUCAGAUCACGGUGGCUCGUUCAUUCGAGCGACAUUGGAAGACCUGAAGGAAGAUUCAAUUCGAGUUUAUCCUGAGAUCGAUGACAUGAUUUCGAUCACAGAAUUUGGACUUGAAAAAAAGAAGUCAGUGAAUUUAACUCAUUCUGUUCCCGAUACGCCGCAUCCUCUGGCUAGAUUUGGAACAACCACUGUUUCCAGAUCCUCGUGGACAAUUCUGGGAUCAGUGAUGGUGUCGAUGGUGAUCGGUCUUGUGCUUUGGGUGGGAAUACUUCAGUACCUUGGCAUCCCACGCUCCAAUCGUAGGCAAUCGUACGCUGCAGAAAAGGAAGUAUUGGAUGCAAUCGCUCAGCAGGUGGUGGACGACUUGCUACGUCACAGGCUGAACGAAGAGCCAUCUUAUUUCCACUCUAGCAUUAAAAAGAAACAUCACAUCCCAUUCCCUGUGCCGGUGCACGCCGUCUACGCUCAAUCCAUUUUGGCUUCGGACGAAAAAGAAGCCCGCGUUUCAGGCGGAAGGUUAGGCGCCGUGGAAGCGAGGGUAGUAAUGCCGCCUGAUACAAUAAUAUCAAGACGAAGUGGUAGAGGUCCUAUCCCAGACGAGGAAUUUUUCAAACCAUCGCCAGUUGAUGAUGUAAUUUCAAAUGAAAUCUACUCUCGAAAAAUCCCUCAUAAAGAGACCACGGUGUUGUCUGAUAAAAAUCUGAAUCCAGCUUCUCCUGUUCACCCGAAAAGUUAUUUAAACCAGAGACAGAAACUCAAACAAAAUAAUCCUAUAAUAAUUCUUAAGCCAGUCUCGAUUUUCGAUCCACCUGGAAAAAUUAACGAUGUGUAUGACAGGAAACCUGCGAAACCGCACGACACGUCAUCCGAAGUCCUUCGUCCCUUCGCCGUUGACGGCCAUGAUAAUGGAAAAAACAAGAAUUUAUUACAAAGAAACGCUAAAAAUAUUCAAUUGAAGAGUAACCUGCAUAAACAGGGAUAUUCUGCGAACUAUUCCAAGGAGAAUGAACAUCACAACGUUUUCCCAACAGAAAUUCCGAUCCGUAUCACCACUUUCCGAUCCAACCUGAGACGCAGGUACUUCGACAACACUAGGAGCAGUUCCAGUGCUCUAGAUACACGUUUAUUGAACUUGCGCAGGCCUGUUUCUCUUAGAUCAGACCACAAUUCUCAAGAUCAUAUGAAUGAUGGAGAUUCGAAUUUUAACACGGAUUUGAAUCCAAAGUUGCCAUGGCUUGAAAAUCGAGAUUCCAGCGAAUCGUUUGAAGUCAUCAAUGAAUACGCAGAUCAAAAUUUUCACGACUUCCAAAUUGAUACGAAGGGCGAGGCAUUUACAAACUGGCAUGAACAGGAGAAAACAGACAGAAAUUUACAGGAGAAAAGUUUUCACAAUGUGGCCAAAAGUGUAAAGAAAGAAUUACGAAAUAAAAUCCGACCGAUUUCAAUCGAAAAUUAUUUACUCAAUCAUAAAUUUGAGAGCUCAAAACUUGCAGCGCUCAGCUCCGUCAAGGAACCAUCAGUCACCUCUACCGAAUCACCUGCAGGAGAUCAAAAUUCUGAGCUCGCAACUCAGGCUCCACCACAUCGCAUGCACACUAAAGAUAAGGACCAACUCCAAGGAAUAUCUGAUGAUCUACUUCGCUCACUCUUUCCAGAGUUUAUGGAAAAGAUUUCGCCCGCUGAAAACGAACUUUAAAUUUACCUAAUUACUGCAUGGACUUGAAUCAUCUUUGAAAUUUAAUUUUCUAGGGAUGCGUUUGGAUAUUUUUAAGUGUUCACAAGUUGCAUUGAAUGCUGCCAAUUUGCAUGCUCGUCGAUAACACCACAUUCGAUAAUAAUCACUAGAAUUCACAUUGCCUUGGCACCAAAAAAUUAAAGAGAACACGACUUUAGAGGCUAAGGUGUUAAAGGUUAGAUACACUCGUCCAAUCUCGUUGCCUGGAAACAUAUUAACGUCAUCAAUAGCCAGAUUUAAUAUCAAAGUGGUCGAGCAAGGGUCUCAGUUACAACA